Messenger RNA from Fopius arisanus, 2567 nucleotides. RefSeq names its product electron transfer flavoprotein-ubiquinone oxidoreductase (gene Etf-QO). The coding region runs from base 186 to 2006 and encodes 606 amino acids. Lineage: Eukaryota; Metazoa; Arthropoda; Insecta; Hymenoptera; Braconidae. Gene Ontology annotation, biological process: electron transport chain. Gene Ontology annotation, molecular function: iron-sulfur cluster binding; electron-transferring-flavoprotein dehydrogenase activity. The transcript is spliced from 7 exons. Gene Ontology annotation, cellular component: mitochondrial inner membrane. The record is from RefSeq and is a predicted model, not a curated record.
UACUGGGGACCAUCAGCUCACUGGUCGAUUCCCCUAGACGCCAACCGGUUCCCCGAGAAAGUCGAUGCUGAGUAGUUUUUGACACUCUCGGUCAAUCCUAGUUAUCCUUGACUGUAGUCAGUAGUUAAGGUUAAUCUGCAGGUCACCAACAAUCAAUUGAAGCCGUGGGUUAUCAGUGUAUAACUAUGGCUUCAGCCGCUCUUCACUCCACUCGGUUCAUGAAACGAUUGCAAAAGCUCUCGAAAAAGUCGUACUCAGAUGCUGCCUUUCCGAAAAUUACGACUCAUUAUACGAUAGUUCCGAGGGAAACAGAUCCAAGAUGGAAAGAUGUGAAUAUGGAACGAGUAGUGGACGAGACAGACGUUCUCAUAAUUGGUGGAGGUCCAGCUGGAAUGUCUGCGGCUAUUCAGGCAAAAAAAUUAUCGGAAAAGCACGGCAAAGAAAUUCGAGUAACUCUAGUUGAAAAGGCCUCGGAGAUUGGUGGUCAUAUUCUGAGUGGUGCUUGCAUCGAUCCAAUUGCCCUUAACGAACUAAUUCCAAAUUGGGAGGAGCUGGGAGCACCUCUGAAGACCCCCGUAACCGAGGAUAAAUUUGCACUUCUCACCGAGAAAGGGAGAAUUCCUAUCCCAAUAUUCAAGGGAAUGCCGAUGUACAAUCAUGGAAACUACAUUGUGAGAUUGGGGCACGUUGUUACCUGGUUGGGUGAGCAGGCUGAAGCUGCUGGAGUGGAUAUCUACUCUGGUAUUGCAGCAUCAGAAAUUCUGUAUCACGAUGAUGGAUCGGUUAAGGGAAUUGCCACUAAUGACGUGGGUAUCGCCAAGGAUGGCUCGCCAAAAAGUACCUUUGAGAGGGGUAUGGAGCUGCACGCCAAGUGCACAAUAUUCGCUGAGGGUUGCCAUGGACACUUGACCAAACAAUUGACGAGAAAAUUGAAUCUCCGAACUGAUGCUGAACCUCAGAGCUACGGAAUUGGUCUCAAAGAGAUCUGGGAGAUUGAACCCGCUAAACACAGGCCAGGAGCGGUGGAGCACACGAUUGGAUGGCCCCUUGAUAAAAACACGUACGGGGGAUCCUUUUUGUAUCAUCUGAAUGAGGAAACCCCAUUAGUCGCUGUGGGUUUUGUCGUUGGUCUCGAUUACUGGAAUCCGUACAUGCAUCCCUUCAAAGAGUUCCAGAGGUUCAAGCAGCACCCGGCAAUCAGGCCGACCUUCGAGGGGGGAAAGAGGGUGGCGUAUGGUGCCAGAGCCCUCGUAGAAGGUGGUUUCCAAUGCCUUCCGAAGCUGCAAUUCCCUGGGGGAUGUUUGGUGGGGUGCACAGCUGGUUUUUUGAAUGUUCCGAAGAUCAAGGGAGUUCAUAAUGCCAUGAAAAGUGGAAUGUUGGCUGCUGAGAGUGCUAUUGAGGCUAUCAUCGAUGCUGAAGUGAAUUCUCCAGCGACUGCUGGACUCGAACCCAAGAGCUACACCGAUAAAAUUAAAAACAGCUGGAUAUGGAAGGAGUUGUACGCCGUAAGAAACUUCAGACCUAGUUUUCAUAGCAAGUUGGGAAUGUAUGGGGGUCUCAUGUAUUCUGGAUUCUCCAUGAUGCUGGGAGGGAGGGAACCCUGGACUCUGACUCAUGGAGGUGCUGAUCACACAAAAUUGAAGCCAGCCUCCCAGUGCCCCCCGAUAGACUACCCCAAACCCGACAACGUCGUAUCGUUUGAUCUUCUCUCCUCAGUUGCCCUAACUGGAACGAAUCACGAAGGUGAUCAACCCCCUCACCUCACCCUCAAGAACGACAGCAUCCCAGUAUCUGAAAAUUUGGCCAUUUACGAUGGCCCCGAGGGUAGAUUCUGUCCUGCUGGUGUUUACGAAUUCGUACCUUUGGAGGUGGGCGAUGGGCAGAGGUUACAGAUUAACGCCCAGAAUUGUAUCCACUGCAAGACGUGUGACAUCAAGGACCCCAGCCAGAACAUCAACUGGGUGGUGCCAGAGGGUGGUGGUGGCCCAGCCUACAAUGGCAUGUGAACCAAUCGAUCAAUGAUUCGAUUCCUCCAUCGCGUGAUCGAGAUGUCUUCCCCCACAAAAUCAUCAAAUUCGGUGCUCAUUAGUGAAGUGGUGAGAGGUUGAAAAAUUCAUUAAUCUCUGACAUUGUGAUAAAAUCGUUAUCAUCGCGAUUAUUAUUUUCACCGCUUAAACUGUUGAAAUUAUACCGCUAGCAAAUUUAUACGUAUUUUUAGAUAUUUUUUAUGUAAAUGGUUCUUUGAUAUUUCUAUUUAAGCUAACCCUAAUGAUUAGGGAUUUCUGCAAGCCAAUCAAUGCAAGACUGUAGUGAAAACACGAGUCAUACUCGUUGAGAGAAUUAUCCCACAUUAUUGAAGACUUAUGCAAGUGCCUUCACAUUUUCACCCAAAUGUAAAUACAUUCGUCGAAAAAAAAAUGAGAGAACUAAUUCGGUGAUUGAGAGAAAUGAAUUUAUAAUUUUUUUUAUAACCUGUUGAAUUUACAAUGAAUUGUUCAUUAAAUCUGUAAACUGAUAAUCUGAUAGUGUACGAGAGAAUAAAUAAUUUUCCGUUAUUUUUGGAGCAA